Molecule: messenger RNA, 1830 nt
Organism: Penicillium cosmopolitanum
Lineage: Eukaryota; Fungi; Ascomycota; Eurotiomycetes; Eurotiales; Aspergillaceae
Product: transcription factor domain-containing protein
Exons: 5
Coding region: 1-1830 (609 amino acids)
Biological process (GO): DNA-templated transcription; regulation of DNA-templated transcription
Molecular function (GO): DNA binding; DNA-binding transcription factor activity, RNA polymerase II-specific; zinc ion binding
Source: RefSeq, a predicted model, not a curated record
AUGUCGUCUGCGUGCAUCAUUUGCCAUAAACGAAAGGUGCGCUGCGACCUGGCGACCCACAAUCCCUGCACCAACUGCAAAAAGUCCGAGGUGGAGUGCAGACCAUAUACACGUAAGCGCAAGCGUUUCACCAACAGUCUGUCGCCCAGUCGCGACGUGAAUUCGGCCGACCCUUUGAGUCGGCGCAGCUCACAGCUUCCCGCUGAAGACGCGCCCAUCGAUAGAGUCGCGCGUCUGUCAUCGGCAAGUCCCUACGAAGACAAUGUAUUGCCUAUAGAACCAUUGCCACUUCCGGUAAACAAUGGUGAACCGGUCAUCAAAGAAGAAAGCUACCGCGGGCGGAGCGAGUACUUGGGCGGGAGUGUGCCGUUUGACGAGAACAUGGUGAAACCUGGCCAUGAGACGACAAGCCCCAAGACAUCCGCUGCCGAUUUGCAGAUGCUGCAACUAAUGGCCAGCUUCAAUAAGUACUGCUUGCCUUGGACCCCCGUCAUUGACCUGAAAUGGCUGGACGAAGGCACGCCUCCCUCCAUGCUUCUGUUGCAAUCCAUCUUUCUGGCUGGCAGUCGGGUUUCCAAAGCGCAUUUGGACUAUGCCUCCAGUGAGGUCUUUUAUCGACGCGCGAAGCUACUCUUCUUCUUUGGCGGAGGCAAUAACUCGCUCAUAUCCAUUGUGGCCGCUUGCCUGCUACAUUGGUAUAACCCCGUGGGACCUGAGGAUGUCUCAACAGAUACUAGUGGAUUCUGGAUCCGCACCGCUGGAGCGAUGGCAUUCCAGAUUGGAUUGCAUAAGGAGCCACCGCCAAAUGCGAAGGACCGCGGCCUUCGCCGGCGAUUAUGGUGGUCAUUGGUUAUUCGCGAUAAUGUUAUCUCAGUCGGAGUAGGUCGACCGAGAACAAUCAACUUGAGAGACAGCGACGUGCUCCCUCCGUCAAUGAACGACUUCCCCGCUUGGAACUUCCAAGCUCAACUAUUCCUCGCAUAUUGCACGAUAUCAUGCCACCUGGGCGACACGGUAGAAUGCUACCUCCGGCGGGAGAUAUCUCGGCAGCGAAGAGUCGAUCUAGAAAAUGCAGUGUACAGAUGGGCAAAGCAGGUCUUCCCUAAAUUGCACUCCUCGGCCGCGAUGCAAGAAGAUGCCAUUACUUCCCACCAUGAGGUUCAACAGCUCUUAGUCAUGUACUUCGUCGUCCUCACCAUCAUUCAUCGAUCUCCCACGCCAAACAGUGUUCCUCCAGCCGCGUCAUUGGUAGCGUCCUCUUUCAUCGCCGGUAUAUAUGAGGAGUUUCUACUACGUGACGAACUUCGCUAUUUGGGGCCCGUCUUUGCAUUCUACCCACUCUGCGCCGGGCUAUCACUACUAUCAUGUUGCCGCUACACCCAGCUACAAAGCACAGCAGAGCAUGAACUAACAGUCAUGAAACUGUCUCUCCAAAAACUUUCCGAAAGGUGGCUAUCCGCCGUCGGACCGCUGCGAGCACUGAACAAAUUGACCGAAAAGGUCCGGGAGCAAGGCUUCCUUGACGGGCCCCCACCAGCCCUGGAUACAGAUACAGCUUCGUUCUUCGAGGGGUUUGACAUGAAACUCUGCAAACAGUGGAGCUUGAUAGGACACACAUCUGAGCCGGCGACAAAUUCAAGAGCGGAACGCACUUGUACGUUGGCAGAGGUACAAGAAACCGACGACGCGCUGCAACCGUUUGAUGCUCGGCCAGAUGACACUGUUGAUACUUACAGUUUUCCUCCGCUUGACACGAAUUUGGAGACAUUCAGUACCAACUGGGAAGGCUCUGGCUUUGAUUGGAGUGGGUCUUGGUUACUGAAUAUUUGA